AUGAGUGACUCAUUUAUUGAAGCAUUAAAUGAAACUUCAUCUGAAGGCUUUGUUAGUAGUCUAACCAACGACAAAAAUACUACAAUACCUGGUGAUAAUGUUUCAAGUGAACACACAAAUGAACCACCAUCUCAAGAAAUAGCAAAACAAAAAAGAACAGAAGAAGCAAAAAAACCAAAAAGAAUAAAAGAAGCAAAAAAACCAAAAGGAAUAGAAGAGGCUGAGCUCUAUACACUUCUCCCAUCAGGGAGUUUGUUAAAGCACAGUGAUUUUGGAUUCUAUGAAGUUAAUGAUCAUAGAAUUCUCAAACCUGAUACCCUUGUGAAGAUUGAGUCUGAACAGAGGCUUGGCAUACUAAUAAACCAAUUUAAUUGGUUUAUAAGCCCAAAAAGAAGUUUUGAUAAAAAAGAAAGCAAUAAAUAA
Entamoeba dispar SAW760 is the source of this 423-nucleotide messenger RNA. RefSeq lists its product as uncharacterized. Lineage: Eukaryota; Evosea; Mastigamoebida; Endamoebidae. The record is from RefSeq and is a predicted model, not a curated record. Bases 1 to 423 code for a protein of 140 amino acids. The transcript has a single exon.